Prorocentrum cordatum is the source of this 2199-nucleotide messenger RNA. Lineage: Eukaryota; Dinophyceae; Prorocentrales; Prorocentraceae. The record is from the annotation of a GenBank genome assembly.
AGGACUUUGCUCGAGUGGCAGGGGAAGUGUCGCGCACGGCCGGGCUCCGGGCCUCCUCCCUGGGGCCCAUGGCGCCCCGCGACGGCCGCGAACAGCGGAGCGCCGCCGCUGGGACGGGCCGUGCGCUGUCUGCCGGGAUCUCGGUGGAGGACGGCGACCCGCCCCUGCAGCUGGUCGCCUGCGCGCGCGAGCUGCGCGCGCCGCUGAGCGGCGGCGAGGCUCUUCAGGGCCAGCGGGCCCAUCCAGAGAGCCCUGGCCUGGACAUUCGGGCGGUGUGGCAGGUCACCUCCAUGUCGCUUGGGAUCGGCGUGUUCACCAUCCCGCACGCCUUCCUGCAGCUGGGGGCUCUGCACGGCGCGUUCUGGGUCAUCGUGCUGGGCCUCUUCGCAGACUUCGCGCUCCAGGCGCUCUUGGAUUGCGCCGCGGCUCUGGGGAUCACGUCCUACGACGGCCUCGCGAAGCACGCCUUCGGCGCCGCCGGCGAACUCGCCAUGAUGCUCAUCACCAUCAUUACCACCUUCAUCGCCACCCUGAGCUAUCUUGGGUCUGUUAAAGAGAUCCUGGUUGGAGUAGUCGUGGCUUUCUUCCUUGACUUUGACGUCAACAGCGGGGAGAACGGUGUGGAAGUGCUCAGCAAAGCUAAGGAGCUAGUACUGCUCUCUGUGCUGACCGCAGUCGUGCUGCCUCGGUGCCUUGGCCGUUCCAUGGGCUCCAACGCUUGGAUCUCCACAGCAGGGGUGCUCGCCAUCACCUGCGCCUCGAUUUUCUUCGUCGGACACUGCGCGGUGCAACUGGUGGCCGGGCGCGGAGGACCUCGACCAGAGCUGUUCAAGUUCGACACGGAGAACGCACUCAAGAGCGUUGGGGACAUCCUCGAGAAUGUCGCGACACUCGCCUUCUCAUUCUCGAUGUGCUUUGCGGUCUUCGAGGUUCUGGAGGAGCGAGUGGUGGGCGGCGACGUGGCCUCCGCGGUGGGGAAGCUGAAGCCAGCUGUUCGGAUGAGCGUGGUCUUCAGCUGCUGCAUAUACCUCCUGGUUGGCCUUAUCGGCGUCUUCACUUUUGGCACCAACACCAGGUCGCUGGCUCUCGCGAACACGUCUCUGACGGACGUGCUGUCACUAUCAAUAAACACAGUGGUGGGCGUCAGCACGCUUCUGCUGGUAGCGAUCGUGGCCUUCCCGACCAUCCACACUCUGGAGAAGCUAUGUGGGCUCUGCUGCCACCCGCGCGACUAUGAAAGCUCGCCCCGGAGCGGCCGCCAGCUGCUAUCUCCGAGAACUCGCCCGGUGCUCGUCGGCAUGGUUGGUGUCCUGGCCGUGCUGAUUGAUGCCUUCCUGCCCACCAAGGUCGCCUUCGCGCUCACAGGCUCGCUGGGGCUCGCCGCCGCCGCCUACUGCCUGCCCUGCCUGCUGCUCCUGCACCUGCGGCCCCACGGCGGUGGGGGCCACGCGGUGGCCGCCCACCCGGGCGCCGUCGUGGUGCUGCUGUUCGGCUGCACGCUGCUGCUGGGCUCCACCCCCGUCGAGGUGCUGCGGGCGGCCAGCGCUGGCUCGCCGCUGCGGCCGGCCCUGCUGCCCCAGCUGUGCAACCACAGCGCCCUGCACCGCGGCGCCGCUGUCGGCGGCGAGCUCUGAUCCCCGGGCCCGUGGGCAGCGGCCAGCGGCGCGGCGGGCGGCCUGCAGGCCCAGGGCCGGCCACGGAGACCCCGCGACAGGCCGCGGGAGACCCUCCACCCUCCCGCUCCCUCGUGCCCCUCCCGCCUGACUUCAAGCAGUGGCGAGUUUCAAGUGGCAGAGCUCGUCAGGCUGCCUGCCCAGGGCGCGGCUCCGGGAGCCCAGCGCAGAAAAAGUGCGUCGCCCUCGCAUGUGCAGGCGGGUGCAGCCCGGCCCCUUUUUGUUCCUGGAGCCUGUGGAGCGCUCGGUUCGCGAUUUUGGCUGCAGACCGUCGCCGAGCGCGUUCCACUACUCGCAAAUAGUGACCUUGCGAGUGGUCGAACGCGCUCGUUUGGCCCGUGCGACGGUCUGUCCCCGUGGGAGAGCGAGGGCGCUCCCACCCUGUCCGGGCGACUGUUGCGGGAGGGCGCCUGCGCGCACCCUCCUGCGCGCUGGCGCCCACCAGGCGCCGCUGGGGCUGCCAGGGUGGGCCGGAGGCUGCGCCCGCCCCCAUGGAGGCCCGAGCGCGCGAAAACGAGGGGACCGG